AUGCAGGAGGAAGACGAGAAGAAAAAUGGCGCAGAAUUAUCAGCGAUUGAACUCAGUGUAGAAAGAUUGGCACAGAAAACUGAACAAUUAUUACAACAACAUCGACCGCAAUACGUAUACAACCCGCCGCAGUUCGAGGGACCCAGGAUAAAUGAAGACCAGACCGUUGGUACAGCAAGCCUAGCAUAUCAGGGUAGGAAAUUCAAUACAAUUCCAAUUUGUGGCAUUUGUAAUAAGCAGGGUCAUUCUGCAGCCGGCUGUUACAGCCGUGAAAAUUAUUUCAGUGGUAAUUGUUAUAAUUGUGGCAAAAGAGGUCAUAUUGCAAAAAAAUGUCGGGGAAGGGUGCAAAAAAGGGAUUUGAGAGAUAUAACUUGUUAUAGUUGUGGGGUGAAAGGCCAUAUUGGUAGAAAUUGUAACAAUGAAAAACAGGGUGACAAUUUAAACCCAAAAGGAAGGGCGGAAAAUAGACCAACUAGCCAUGAAAAAAAUGGUAGAAAGCCCCCUUUUGUGUUCAAUGUCAACCGAUAUAUAUAG
Messenger RNA from Saccoglossus kowalevskii, 534 nucleotides. RefSeq lists its product as uncharacterized. Lineage: Eukaryota; Metazoa; Hemichordata; Enteropneusta; Harrimaniidae. The record is from RefSeq and is a predicted model, not a curated record.